Molecule: messenger RNA, 1814 nt
Organism: Adelges cooleyi (spruce gall adelgid)
Lineage: Eukaryota; Metazoa; Arthropoda; Insecta; Hemiptera; Adelgidae
Exons: 5
Coding region: 261-1010 (249 amino acids)
Source: RefSeq, a predicted model, not a curated record
AUUUUUCUUAUAUUUUAAAGACACACACACAAUCUGCGAUUACACUCUCAAGUGUGUACGCCGAAUCGUCAUCGUUAUCUGCUGUUCGCCCAGACCUGUUCGCCGCCGGCUAUUCGUCCCUAGUCGUUAUUGUUGUGUCGACGCCAAAAACAACAGCUUUAGCCGUAAUAAAGCAUAUUAAGUAAUAUAUUUUUUUCUUACUCGAAAGAAGCAAGUACACACACACACUCACUCAAGUAUUAAAAAAAACCGCACGAGACAUGACGGGAUCGCCGCGGUUUUUUAGCACUUCCACCGUGCGGACCACCACGAACAUCAUCGCCAAGUUAAACUUUUGGAUUAGCUUAGUGCAACUGAUUAACAUCAUAAGAACUAUACACCCUGUGUCGGACAUAAGAUGCAGUAGACAAACCGGACAGACCACGUGGUUCUUAAAUGAAACUAGCAUAGACAGAGAUCAACUACAAUACGAACAUAUUUUCUCCUUGUUGUCCAUGUUGUUCAUUGUCGUCUUAAUGGUCUAUGUGAAUUUUUACUUGAGCUUAGCUACUUCUGAACACGAAGUUUACCGAGUCCAUCAAUGGUUGGUGAUAUACACAAUUAUCUUUGUGUUUUCUUUGGUAUUCCUCGUCGUGCCUGCGUUCAUCAUACCCAAUAUCGGAAGGUUCCUAUUCGGAAUAGUUAUAACCCUGUUCGAGGCGUUCGGACUGUACGUGGUGAGAAUCUUCUACCACGACGAGAUCGAGUACGUGCAGGCCGUGCAAAACCGGGCUGCCGUCAGUGCGGUCCAUUCUUAUGCCAGCCAAACGUCUUCGGCGCCGCCCUUGAACUGCGCGGUCCAAGCCGGGCAGCCGUACGUCAUCCAACGCGUGCAGCAGCCGGACCAGCAGCAGGCCGCGUACCCCCAAGUCAUCGUUCCUAUGCCCCAGCAGCAACACCCCGAACCGCACAUGCCGGUGCCGGUGCCUCCUCCCCACGAUUUCAGCAAGCCCCCGCCGUAUUCGCCGUAAGAUGGAUGGAUGUAUUUGUUUUUUUGUUUAAGAAAACAAAACAAUUCUCGGAUCUUCGGUCGAUAUAUGGUGGACGGAAAUUUGUUUGUAUAAAAAAAAAAAUAAUAAUAAUAAUGUAGAUAUCUGCAUAUAGUCAUAAUAUAUUAUAACAGAUAGUUUCAAUGGAGACGUAGUCUUUUUUAGUGUAGACAAAGACUGGAGUGGCUGUGUUCCUGUUCGACUUUAAACGAUUAAUACAUAAAUGAGAGUAUAUUAUUUUGAUUUGUUAAAAAUUACACUAUCAUCGUGCACCGGCGACGACUUUCUCGUUCUUAAGAGUUCUCUCUAAUUUAGAGAAAAAUCUUCCUUAUUAUAAAUUACUUUAAAUACAUGAUAACUUCUCUCCUAUAUAAUAUGUACUAUUUGUUAUGAUUUUUAAGUGAAAAUGUUUAAUAGUAAUAAUAUUGUUUGAACGUUAACUUGUUUUAUAUUAUUAUGUAUAACGUACGCGUACAUCAGUGUAACGGGUUGAUUUUUAAUAUUGAGUUUUUAAUAACAAUAAUUAUUUUGUAUUGAUUGUGCUAAGAAUAAGUAUUAUUUAUUUUUUUAUCGUUGUACAUAUAUUAUCUAUCAUCUAUAUAAAUAUGUAUCAUAAUAUAUAACUUACGAUAAAAUAUUGAUUGUUUAAUUAGGUAUUAUAAUAAUUGUAUAAAUGUAACUUUUAUGAUAAGUUUUCACCAAACACACAUGUCGCAUUGUAUCAAAUUUUCGAUGAAAUAUUCGAUUUGAAUCGUAGUUUUUGUCUUAGUGGUGUUAACUGCUGAA